Messenger RNA from Peromyscus leucopus (white-footed mouse), 1880 nucleotides. RefSeq names its product multiple coagulation factor deficiency 2, ER cargo receptor complex subunit (gene Mcfd2). The transcript is spliced from 4 exons. Gene Ontology annotation, molecular function: calcium ion binding. The coding region runs from base 130 to 567 and encodes 145 amino acids. The record is from RefSeq and is a predicted model, not a curated record. Lineage: Eukaryota; Metazoa; Chordata; Mammalia; Rodentia; Cricetidae.
GCGCGGCGGAGCGGGCGUGCGGGUCCGGCGGCGGGCCGGGAGUCAGCGCCCGGGGGUGGACGGUAGCUGGCAAGGCUCAGACGGGAGUGCUUCGCGACCGCGUCGGGGCUUGUCAGGGUACCGGUCACCAUGACAUCCCUGCGGCUGCUCAGAGCUCCCUUCCUGUGUGUCCUGCUCUGGGCCUGUAGUGCCCCGGGUGCCAGGGCCCAUGAGCACGGGGCUGGCAGCCAGCAUGGCGGCGUGGGUUUGGACAAGAACACAGUGCACGACCAAGAGCAUAUCAUGGAACAUCUAGAAGGUGUCAUCGACAAACCAGAGAACGAGAUGUCCCCUCAAGAACUGCAGCUCCACUAUUUCAAAAUGCAUGAUUACGAUGGCAAUAAUUUGCUCGACGGCUUAGAACUCUCCACGGCCAUCACUCAUGUCCAUAAGGAGGAGGGGAGUGAGCAGGCGCCAGUCAUGAGCGAAGAUGAGCUGAUGAACAUCAUCGAUGGCGUCCUGAGAGACGACGACAAGAACAAUGACGGCUACAUCGACUACGCCGAGUUCGCAAAGUCACUGCAGUAGACACCUCCGGCUCUUCAGUGGUAUGCGGACGUGACCCUUGAUAAUGUGAUGGAGCGUGUCUGUAAUGCACACAACUCAUUCCCAUCUACUGCUACCACCCCUGGGUAAGAGCCUGUGGCAGUUUGGUACACUGGGGUGGGAGGAAGCCAGAAGGAAUACCAGAGGGGAAGUGAAUAAUGGGGCAGGCCUCCGUCCCCAAGUGCUUUUCAACUUGUCGGACUAGUGCUGGGUGAGAAUCUUCCGAAGGGUGUUGGAUGUGAUUCCCAAGCUCUCAGGAACUUGACUGUCGAAUGCCACUCUAAUUUCUUGAUGUUAAUUCAUGCUACCUGAAAAGUAAAGACUGUCUGCUCUCUCUGUCAAGUGGAUACUGCUUAGUAACAGUGGAGGGAAAACAGGAAAGCGACAUGUUUUCCUAGUGGGUCCUGUCUCCAGGCAAGUGUGGUCAGUGUUCUGUUCCCCUGGCGCACGGCAUCACUUGCUUUGGGCAAGUGGCUAUAUGCUAGCGUAUAUUAAAGCCACAGCAUAAAGAGAAUGUCACCCAUUGAGUUCAGCCGGAUGCAGAGUCUUAAGAUUCUGUGUCCACUGGCAUUUUGGAGAUGAGACACCACUGGCCUAAAGAAUUAGCUUUUUUCAGUUCUUCAGUAUUUUAUACAACUACUGCCGCAGCCAGCCUGGGAGAGACCUUGAAGUUGAGAGUGUUCUCUGAUCAUAUCCACUGUUUGAGCGGUCCUUUCCUUGUAUUGCAUCCUUUCUUCCAGGGCUCCCUCCAUGGUGUAUGAACUAUUGGCUUGACAUUGCAGGGUUAAACUAUCAGCUGGUCUAGCCUGAGUGAGACCCUAAAAGAUCAGUCACUCAGAAUGGUGAUUAAGCUCAUCCAAGUUUUGAAGGAAUGUUUUAAAAAUUACCUCUUCGAGCCUGAAUACGAGAAUUCGUUUCCUUUCAGGGAAGAUCAGAAAAGGAAGCCUAAAGCUCUUUAGCAUUGUGAAUCUUAGUAGUAGCUGAACGAGAAGCAGCACAUGGUGUAAUUUGCUUUGUGGGAUGUGAUAGACACACUAUAAAAGAGAAUCAUCCAGAAUGAUGGCAGGAUCGGAAAAAGAAACUCAAUCAGAUUUGCUUUAAGACGUAUAGAGACUUAUUUUCUUUAUUAAAGUAUUCUUGUAAGAAAACUUAAGUAUUUGUAAGAUGGUUUCCUGUGUCAAGUAUUUGUGCAAUCAGAGCUGACUUGUAAACUAUUCUUGUAAUAUCUCAUUAUUUUGAAAGAUUUAUAUAAUGAACUCUGGCUAUCUGACAAUAAAAUGGAUGAAAAACCAGGA